Molecule: messenger RNA, 918 nt
Organism: Tripterygium wilfordii
Lineage: Eukaryota; Viridiplantae; Streptophyta; Magnoliopsida; Celastrales; Celastraceae
Product: RING-H2 finger protein ATL78-like
Exons: 1
Coding region: 41-664 (207 amino acids)
Biological process (GO): protein ubiquitination
Molecular function (GO): transferase activity
Source: RefSeq, a predicted model, not a curated record
CACCACCAUUUGGAGUCUCAAAACUUAAAACACACAAAAUAUGUCAAGAAAAUUGCUACUUCACAUCCCUAUACCUUCCCAACCACCGUCUCUUCCACCCUCAGCGGCCGCCGCGGCCACUGGAAGUAGCUUCGACGCCAAUGCCCUAGUGGUCCUAUCGGUCCUCGUAUGUGCCCUAAUUUGCUCUCUAGCCUUAAACUACAUCAUAAGAUUUAUGCUAGGAUCUUGUACAUAUUUCUUAAGAGGCAACUCCUCAGCUAAGCUACCCAGCAUAGGCAUCAAUCCAAAGGCAUUGAAAACAUUUCCAAUAGUGAAAUACAAUGCAGAACAACCUGCAGGGUUGGACAGUGAGUGUGUGAUAUGCUUGUCGGAGUUCGGAUCGGGUGAGCGGGUUCGGAUCUUGCCCAAAUGCAACCAUGGGUUUCAUGUCAUAUGUAUUGAUAGGUGGCUUAAGUCCCAUUCUUCAUGCCCUACUUGUAGGCAGUGUCUCAUCAAGACAUGCCAAAAGAUUGUUGAUUGUAGCCAAACUACUCGCUCCUCAGAUCAAUUGCAACAGAGUAUUGUGAACAUUAUGCCGCUUGAACCUGAAGGUAUAAUUACCAAUCGGCGUGAAGUCACUGUCGCGAUUCAAUUCAUGGAAACUGUCUCUCCAACGAUAUCAUGACCUUUCUUAUCGGUAUUUGAAUAGUUUGGCAUAUUUUUUAUAUCUUGUAAUUAAGUGGUUUAGUGUUGGGUUUUGUUUUCAUUUUUGCUAUGUAAUUUUCCCUUCUUUGGUCUUGUAUCAAGGCAAGAAACUCUCCAAGAGAGCUUGAUCACUAAUGUUAUGGGAGAAUUUUUUUUAAAAAAAAAAAACCAACAAUUUUUGCUUCCUCUAUGAAAAUGUCAUGAAUUUAUAUAUGUACCAAGAAAUCAGAAGCA